Messenger RNA from Salvia splendens (bonfire salvia), 1320 nucleotides. RefSeq lists its product as uncharacterized. Bases 164 to 769 code for a protein of 201 amino acids. The record is from RefSeq and is a predicted model, not a curated record. Lineage: Eukaryota; Viridiplantae; Streptophyta; Magnoliopsida; Lamiales; Lamiaceae. The transcript is spliced from 2 exons.
AGUGUUUGAAUUAUUAAGUCUUGGUGUAUGUAUUCUUAAUUCUUGAUUUCUCUUAUUAAUCUUGUUAUCUCGGCACACAAGGCUCAGACACUCUUUAGGAAUUCACCCACACCCGGUAUGAACCCACACACAGCACACACAUACACAACACACACUAAUCUUGAUGAAGAGAGAGCAGUUUGUCAACGAGGUGUCUCAAUAUGCGACGACACGAGACCUGUGGGAAGGUCUAGCUGUCACAUACGGCAGUGGGACUGAACCCUACCAAGUUUAUGAUCUGCAUAGGCAAACUGGGGCUAUCAAACAAGAUGGGGCGAUACUCGAAGCACUGUGGAAUAGAUUUCAGAAACUGUGGAUAUCAAUUGGUAUACAUGAACCCAGUCCAAUGGAGGGAGAGGCUCGAACGGCAAUCGACAAGUACAAUAAGAUAAUACAAAAGCAACGAUUGUACCAGUUUGUCACUGCCUUAGACGACAGAUUUGAAGCGGUUAAGAAGGAGAUCAUCCGACGGGAUCCGUUACCAACUGCUCGAAUGGCAUACGGCAUAGUCCGCCGGGAAUCAACCAAUGAGAACAUCAUGGGAAGGGGCAACCACUCUAAGGACGCGAACCACACUGGAAUCGGCCAUGGACUUGCCAUCGUCGACCGCAACCGCUCCGGUCAGCCACCCAACGCCACCAAUCGGACGUGGCAGAAGAAAUCGGAGGACAACCGGAGCCGCCUCAUCUGCACACACUGCGUGGGUAAUAAGCACACUAAGGAGGGGUGAUUUCUCCUCAUCGGUUACCCAGAAUGGUGAGAUGACAUGAAGAAGGCGAGAGCUCAAAAAUCGGCGGCGAACAGGGCAAGUCGGGCGGCGGUCGCGGUGGGAGACCGGGCUACCGACACCAGAAAAGCGGCGGGCAGCGGAGGCGGCGUCGUUAACGGGCGAGAACGCAGCGCCGACGAUCGAACAGGGGAGAAAAUCGCGACGGCUUCAGCAGCGGCGAGGGUUUUUGAAGGGGGAUAUCAGGACGGGGACGAUAGUUGGGCAUGGCACUGAGCAACGCGGGUUGUACUAUGUGGACAAGAUGGCCCAACACGGCGUUGCGAUGCUGACUCAGGGAUCGAUUGAAUCACAUGGCCAGCUUUGGCAUCGCCGGUUAGGACAUCCUUCCAUAGGAUAUUUAUGUAUUCUUUUUCCAAAGUUAGCUAGCACUCAGUUUUCCUUUCAGUGUGACACUUGUUUUUUGGCUAAAAGCCACAGACAGUCUUAUAAGUUGAACAAUUCUCGUGUCAAAACUGUUUUUUCAUUAAUACAUUCUGAUAUUUGGGGCCCUA